Messenger RNA from Aspergillus aculeatus ATCC 16872, 1797 nucleotides. RefSeq lists its product as uncharacterized. Gene Ontology annotation, molecular function: acyltransferase activity, transferring groups other than amino-acyl groups. Gene Ontology annotation, biological process: secondary metabolite biosynthetic process. The record is from RefSeq and is a predicted model, not a curated record. The coding region runs from base 103 to 1467 and encodes 454 amino acids. The transcript has a single exon. NCBI's taxonomy places the organism in Eukaryota, Fungi, Ascomycota, Eurotiomycetes, Eurotiales, Aspergillaceae.
CUCCCUCAAAAAGUCUCUUCUUCCAGACUCCCAGUUUCUUACUUCUCAUCAUUUCGAAAAUCCCGUUGUUGUUCCUACAUCGAAGGAAUCAGCCCCGCAGCCAUGGGUGAGGUGAAAAGCUAUGAGCUGUCGGACAUCGACAAAAUGGGCUUCACCAAGACUGUGAAAAUCGUCUUCUUCUAUGAGCUACAAGCUACCGUCGACUCAGAGAACCUAAUCUCCUCCUUGCUGGAAGGGAUCAGAAACGCAACCCGUCAACUGCCCUUCCUGGCGGGAGACCUCCAGUUUAACGAAGCCGGCAAGCUCUGCAGCGUCACCACAUCUGAAAGCCAAGUCGAUGUCAACAUCCGCCGAUUCGAGCCCACAGAGUGCGAGCCUUUCUCUGUUUUAUCCAAGGGCUCGUUCUCUCCAGAACUGGACCUGACCCGGUUUCUUCCGGAAGAGCCAGUCGGCAAACAGCCAGCCUGCAAAAUACGAAUCGGUGUCAUCGACGGAGGCCUUACGCUGGGGCUGAGACUAAACCACGCAUCUGGGGACUGGACAUCCCUCGAUACCUGCCUCGCUCUCAUUAGCCAAAGCACCAAGGCACACCUUGAAGGCGAGGCGAUGCCUACCUACACCCCGGACCUCAACAGAGCCGCGUUCAACACCCCAGCGCCCGACCCCGCCAUCACCCGAGCAGACCAACUCGCCAAAGUCCCAUUCUUCAGCGUGAUCGAGAAGAGUCAAUUCAAGAUCAACCCACCCCCACCCUGCCGGGCAAACAUCUACCGGAUCUCCGAGCCCACCAUUCAACAACUCAAAGCCGAAUGCAACCCCCACCUCGACGGAGUCGCCUACAUCACCUCCUACGACUGCAUCUCCGCCCUAAUCUGGACAGCCAUCACCCGAGCCCGCCUCCACAUCCACCCGGACAGAUUCAACGCCCCAACUCGCUUCGUACACCCCAUCGACGUUCGCACGCGCGACCCAGACCAAAAGACCUCGCCCCAGUACUUCGGCAACGCAGUUCUGGGCACCCUCGCCGGCCCGCAGCCCGCCAAGGACCUGAUCGCAUCCGCCGACGGCGCAACAGACGCCCCCGCCCGCAGCCUCGCCACAGCCGCAAGCCUCGUGCGCCGAUCGAUCUCGCGCAUUGACGUCUCCUCCUUCGCCGCCAUGACGGGCCUGCUGGCCUCUCUGACGCCGACGGAGACCCUCGCCCCCAACGCCGACUUUGGGGAUAUGGACCUGUUCAUGAACACGUGGUACUCGGGCAGUGUGGAGAAGUACGAUCUUGGGGCCGGGGUGGUGCCGGCGGCCGUGCGCGUGCAGGCGGGGAUGCCCGGGGCGUGCGCGAGCAUCUUGCCAAAUUUCUCGCGCGGGGGGCCCCGGGUCUUUGAUGUCUAUGUGCAGGCGCCGGUGGAGGUGUACGAGGUUCUUGGCGGGGAUGAGCAGUUUUCGAAGUAUUUUGAGCUCGUGGCGUGAGGGGAGUUGAAUCUGGGCUGUUGGAUGGUCUUGAAAUUGAAUGUUGUUAGAUUCUUGUGUUUCGGUUGUCUGCAAUCCAGGCUGUGGAUUGAGUAUUCGUGCAUGAAGGAUAAUUUUGGUAACAACCUUGGAUUUGCUGAGAGCUUUAUCUAUGGCAUACGGAACCAUUGGUUGCGGAAGUUAGGGCUUCCCACCCGCUCAGCUAGUGAAGGUUUACUGCACUAGCUCCGGUCAGCAUCGAUAUUUCUUCCAAUGAGUGUAGGUGACUUCCUUUAUCGUCUGAAAGAUGCCUCAAACCACUUAGCUAUAGUAGCCACACUACCUUAGCCU